AUGCUGUUCAAGAAACGCCAGUCGUCUGAUAACUCGACGCUCGGGCGGGCCUCAAGUUCCGGUGGCACCCAGCUGCCCAUGUUGCAGCUCCCACCCAAGCUGCGGUACAAUGUGCUCUGCCUGUUGAGCGAGUUUGUGGGGACUUUUAUGUUUCUGCUCUUUUCUUUUGCGGGUGCACAGGUGUCCAAUACCCCCAAGCCACCACCUGGCUCCCCUCCGAAUACUUCUAAUUUGUUGUACUCGGCGCUUUCUUUUGGGUUCUCUUUGACAGUCAAUGUCUGGGCAUUUUAUCGAGUCACGGGUGGUCUCUUCAAUCCGGCGGUUACCCUUGCUCUCUGCCUGACUGGCGGCAUGCCCCCUUCCCGAGGGUUAUGUGUAUUCCCUGCACAACUUGUCGCUGGAAUUGCUGCAGCGGGUGUGGCAAGUGCCAUGUUCCCGGGCCCGCUAAAUUGUGAGACCCGACUCGGCGGUGGGACAUCAAUCUCACAAGGACUCUUCAUUGAGAUGUUCAUGACGACCCAGCUGGUGUUUGUCAUCAUCAUGUUGGCAGUGGUGAAGCACAAGUCCACCUAUUUAGCUCCAGUGGGAAUUGGUACUUACUAUACUGGAGGAUCUCUCAACCCUGCUCGCUCUCUCGGACCGGAUGUGAUCAACCGCUCAUUUCCAGGAUACCACUGGAUCUAUUGGGUUGGUCCUCUGCUCGGGUCUCUUCUUGCCUCUGCAUUCUAUCGACUCCUUUGCUUCGUGCGCUGGGAGAGGAUCAACCCUGGUCAGGAUUAUAACGAGGAAGAGGUGGCCAGAAAGCAGUCGUUGGUUGGUUCGGAGCAUACAAUCACCGCCAAUAUCCCUCCAUCCCAGUUCCCUAGAAGGGAUAUUCCGUCUGAUGAGCAUGUUUAA
This is a messenger RNA of Penicillium griseofulvum, 897 nucleotides long. RefSeq lists its product as uncharacterized. Gene Ontology annotation, biological process: transmembrane transport. Gene Ontology annotation, cellular component: plasma membrane. The record is from RefSeq and is a predicted model, not a curated record. NCBI's taxonomy places the organism in Eukaryota, Fungi, Ascomycota, Eurotiomycetes, Eurotiales, Aspergillaceae. The transcript is spliced from 3 exons. Bases 1 to 897 code for a protein of 298 amino acids. Gene Ontology annotation, molecular function: water channel activity.